This is a messenger RNA of Exophiala aquamarina CBS 119918, 1353 nucleotides long. RefSeq lists its product as uncharacterized. Gene Ontology annotation, molecular function: D-serine ammonia-lyase activity. Lineage: Eukaryota; Fungi; Ascomycota; Eurotiomycetes; Chaetothyriales; Herpotrichiellaceae. The record is from RefSeq and is a predicted model, not a curated record. The coding region runs from base 1 to 1353 and encodes 450 amino acids. The transcript has a single exon. Gene Ontology annotation, biological process: D-serine catabolic process.
AUGUCCUCGGACGCUUUCCCCCUAUCAGCACGCGAUGGGCUCCUGAAGGCAUAUCGCAAUCGCUUGCUUCAAGAUCUACCCGUGCCCUCGGCGAUCAUUGAUGUUGCAAAGGUAAAGGAAAACUGCACGGCCAUGCUCAAUGCCGUCAAAGAACUUGAUGUCAGCUUCAGAGCUCAUAUCAAAACUCACAAGACCGCCGAGAUGACCAAGCUCCAAGUUGGCGAAAACUGCAAAGAUGUACGCUUGGUCGUUUCUACCGUCAUCGAGGCGGAACACGUAGUACCUCUGCUCCUGGAAUAUAAGCAAGCUGGCGCCAAGGUGAAUGUCUUAUAUGCGUUGCCGCUUGCUCCUUCUCAGGUCAGUCGCUUAGCAUCAGUCGCCAAAAGCCUGGGCGAAGGCGCCGUCAGUGUGAUGAUCGAUGAUCUUGAGCAAUUCAAGUCACUAAAAGAGUUCCAUUCACAGGCUGGUUUCCCCGCAUCGGUCUUUCUGAAGACCGACUGUGGUUACCACAGGGCUGGACUUGGUCCAGGCUCUCAAGAAAUGAUUAACCUCGUCCAGGCUGCUAGUGAAGGGGAAGAACAAGGACUUCUGAAGUUACUGGGAUUCUACUCACAUAAUAGUCUAUCAUAUGGAGGCUCCUCACCCGAUGAUGCAAUGGAUAUGCUCAAAGUCGAAAUUGAUGUAUGUCAUCAAGCAUCAAAGCACUUCAAGGUAGACCGCAAAGUCCCAUUGGUGGUCUCUGUGGGAGCAUCUCCAACAGCGCUCUCGCUACAGAAUAUUCUUCCCGCAAACCCUGCUACAACCUCGUCGGCAACAUCUCUUAAGGAGAGUCUAGAGCUGGCCAAGACUAAUUUGGAGCUGGAGAUCCACGCAGGAGUCUACCCGACUUUCGAUAUCCAACAAGUCGCAACGAGCAGCCGAUAUAUGAGCAAAGAUCCUCAUGACACCAUUGCUGUUUCCAUUCUUACCGAGGUCUGUUCUCUUUAUCCUUCUCGAACCGAGCAACCUGAAGCCCUGAUAUCCGCCGGAGUUCUUGCCUUGGCUCGAGAGGCUUGUAAGGACUAUCCCGGCUGGGGGGUAGUGACUCCUUGGAACAUGCCCAAGGGCUACAGCAUCGAACCAGAGAACCGUAUCAUUGUGAAUCGCACUUCCCAAGAACACGGGAUUCUAGCUUGGGAGAAGGAUGGUACUAAAAAACCACAGUUGCCUCUGAAAUAUGGCCAGAAGCUGCGCAUUUGGCCAAAUCACACAUGUAUUACCUUGGCAAAUUUUGGCUGGUAUCUGAUUGUGGAUUCCAGCACUGACAACCCAGACACAGUGAUUGAUGUAUGGGUGAGAUGGCGUGGGUGGUAG